This is a messenger RNA of Blastomyces dermatitidis ER-3, 6478 nucleotides long. RefSeq lists its product as uncharacterized. Bases 4999 to 5931 code for a protein of 310 amino acids. NCBI's taxonomy places the organism in Eukaryota, Fungi, Ascomycota, Eurotiomycetes, Onygenales, Ajellomycetaceae. The record is from RefSeq and is a predicted model, not a curated record. The transcript is spliced from 3 exons.
UGAGCCUGUCUCUGAAUUCGACCCUGACAGCCCUGCUGGAUGGCGGAAAUCGAAAGGCAAAGUGAGACGGCUACGAUUGGGGUGAGGCUUGUUGCGGAAGGGAACUGUGGAACAUCAAAUACGUGCAUUCACAUGCACAGGUGCGGAGGCUACAUGUAGGCACUGGGGUUGCGGGCCACUACUCUGGUCUUGAUUCAAAGCCAGGAAAUGGUAAUAUACUCCUAAAUUCGAAUAGUCAGGGACCCUAGAUAAACCCCAUUGAUCGCAAGACUUUUGAAGGUCUAAACAUUGAACUUCUUCGGGUGAAAGGACAAGGCCAUCCGAUAUUAUCACCUGCCCACCUCGUAUCACUAUCAACUGGUCCUGUUUUGACAUCUGUCGUAUCAUUAUCGCACUCCCUGUCGGCGUGCGUUCAUCGUCAUCGGAAGAUGCCAUUUCCUCUAGGUCCUUCUCUGGCCUCUCGGCUGGACGAAGAUUUUCCGGCGUCCACCAGUACAAGGGGAACCUCCUUUGGAUGUUGUUUAGCAGAAGGGCUGUGGCCAGAAUAAGCGAAGAACUAAGCAUCACAAGAGGAAUCAGCAGCCAUCCCAGGCGUCUGGUUCCCGGAUCUAUGCAUGCCAUCAACGCAGUGGCUCCGGCAGGUGGAUGUAUCGUUUUGCUGAAUAUCAUGGCCGCAACAGCGACUGCACAUGCCACCGGCCCACCAAGCCAGAACCAAGAUUCUGCAUGAGGAUGCAAGGCAAACAAUUUCGCGAUCCCGGCCCCUAUGACUGAUGCGAUUAUUUGGCCUAGAAAAGCAUUUCGAGGUUGUGCGAGUGGGGAAUCUAUGGAGCAGUAUUCAAGUACGGCAGUAGCACCCUGUUGAUAAACUGGUUAACACUUCACUAUUGACAAAGCAAGCAAGAGAUCAAACAAAGAAAUCAAAUCAAGAGGGAAUAUGACAGCGUCUUUUGCCCGAACCAAUGGGUACUAUGAAAGGAUCUGGAAUGGGACUAGAAGGACAAUUCUUGAUGUUAUUCGGACGGGUCGUCGACUCACGAAGCUGCUAAUCAUGGUAAAAGAACCAUGUGCUUGGAAACGGGGAAUAUUUUUUGUUACUGCAGCAACAAUGGCCAGCCCGCAGAACACACCAACAAUGGACCAGAGCAUGACCAGAACAUUGCCGGGUUUUUUUGGUGGUUGUGUCCUAUGACCUAAGAAAUGGGCCACCGGGCGGGGUAUAAGAUGCCAUCGAGGAUAGGGAACAUAACGAUUGAGAAGCCUGUCAAUAUCCAGGUCACAAUCGUACAAGCCGGGCAUCGGUAUAUCCAGUCUUCAGAAUGAGUGGAAGCGUUGAGAUGAUUAAAAGAGAGUAGAAGAGAAUCAUUCAAGGAGAAGGAAGAAAAAAAUAUAAGGAAAAAAUACGGAAAGACGGCAUGAAAGUCCCGGAUCACCAUGCAACUGUUGGGGAGGGGUCAAACAGUUUCUAUAUAUAUAUAGAGUCUAUGGGAACUCGAGGAGGGGAAGAUGAAACAGAAUAGAAAAAAAAAAAAAAAAAAAGAUAAAAAUGCCUAGGGCGUGAAGCCGUUGAGCUGAGUCAGAACGAUAAUAGAACGAUAACUACAGGCCGCCUCAGCACCAGCGGAUUACGACAUGACAUGCCGGAUUUGAAGAUUCACGGUCAACAUAAUAAUAGCGGGUGAAAAAAUUUCCCCCCUCUGACAUGUUUAUUCCGCUUGGUUCGAUGGGCGGUUUCUCCGCGGAUUGCACGGUGCAACGGCAGUGUCAGGAAAGACUGAAAUAAUAAUAAUAAUCCUCUGGCCCCAGGCAACGGGGGACCCAUUCUUUUUUGCUUGUGUUUUUUGCGGCAGCUUGGUGAUUUUCUCAUGGCCAUUUGGGGCAGAAGAGACCGCCGUACCUGCCAAGCUUCGGAGGGUGGCGUCGCGUGAGUCCCGUGACCUGGAACAUCCCAGCCAUUGCUUCAAAUCCGCCAACCAGAGCGCGUUGAUUGGGUUCGUUCGGCCCGCGGUCGGUCGAAGACCGCAAAUAGUCUAGCGGUGUUGUCGCCAUCGUGGCCAGACACAGGCGAAGACGACGUGAUUCUCGCCCAGCUUCGUCCGUAUUACCAAUGCCGGAACCAUUCUGCGGCUGGCAAACCUUCCGAAUUGCGUGCAUUGUCAGAGCUGAGAGAUAUCGCACAGGCAAAACUACAGCCUACAGGAGUGGAAGGUAUACUGCCACAUAUGCUUGUCAAUAUGUAACAGAAACAGAUAACGCCCAAAGAUAUCGGAUUUAUCGCCUUCUAUCGGUUCUCUCGGAUGUUCGGUUGAUAUCCGCCCUUCAAAAGAUGGAACAUCACGUGAUAUAAAUAUUUUUGGAGGUUUCCCUUUCUUGGCUCCAGCCGCCAGAGCUUGAGUUUGUGCAACUUUUUCCAGAUUCAAGCUUUUUAUUUCACCGGCUGUGUUGUUCAGGUCAGUGCAACCGGAACUCGGAUGGUGAAACUGAUUGAGGGAGCUGGGAAAAAGUGGAUUACACCGUGAUAUACUCCACGCAUGGUUUUGCCCAAAUGAAUAACUGUAAUCCGAUGACCUACAUAUAUCGCUGCUAUCUCAAGCGGAUGAUGAAGACUCUUUGGAAGUCUAGGUUUGAGAUUAGAUAGGUGCAGCAAUGACGCAAAUGCUCAUCCCCGGGGUGUUUGUUCGUUUUCCUCAUUUUUCCUCAUUUCUCCCGUGUUUCCUCGGGCAAGACGGAAUAAUGAACUUUGAGAUCUAUGGUUGCAAGGCACCUUGUGGAACGAAGAUAUCUAUCUAGACUUGCGGAAAAUAAAUUUCUUGAACUUUCAGCCCAUUUUAUAAUGUUGGAUAUGCCAAUAGCUGCUAUAUAUCGUGACACUCCUCUCCGUUAGUUAUUAUAUAGUUUUCUUUUUGCUUUUUUCCUUUUGGGAGGGUGGGGUUGGGUUGGGGCGGGGAGGAUCAUUGUCACAAAUCAUUUCCUCUAACUUAUUGAGAUAUAGUCUGAUCCUCUCUUAGCUGUUUACAAACGCUGAGCUGGUCAGCUCGCCUCUGAUGCAGUAUCGUUAUCUUCUGUACACAUGUAACCCUCGUUAUUCAUUGUUUAACGCGUUUAUAAAGUCCUGCCUGCUUGAUUCUUCUUGAGCCCUGUUUUGUCGGUGGGUCAAUCUCAUGGUCCUCAAGCUAGCAACCAGCACCACCAAACUCGACACAAUAUGUCCAUCACAGAUGUGAAAACAUUGAGAUUGAGACAUGGGUUUCUCCGGUUCGUCACGGCAGUAAUAGAACCACCACCCAGAUACGUUCGACUGUGCGAGAAUGUUGAUAGCAGGCUUCUAUCUAGCGGUCUGUGAGGUUUUGUAAAGCACGAUUCGUCAUUUCUCAUACGUGGUGAAUAAGGGUCUCUAACAUCAUGGCAAGCUGACCGCUUGAUGGGUGAGAGAACUGUGCAACAAGCGAAGGAAAAUUCAGCUCUGUUUCUCCCGAUUAUCGCAAACGGAGCCAAAGCGCCUCCCAUGUGAAGUUCACGAAUCAUGCUCUCUCGCUCACUAACUCAAUAUCGAAGUGUGGACGACAUUGCAUACCCCUCCGGUCUAACUACGGCAGCCUAUAGUGACAUUUUGGUCAAAUACGUAUUUUAUAUAGUAGUGUUGAUGAUACUGAUUGCAUUAAUACGCUGCGUAAUCAAGGUCUUCUCAUUGGAGGUUAUGAAAUAGAGCCUUACAUUGAAAGAUGGCUCUAGACCUAAGGGGCCUACUAGAUACCCAGAGAGUCUCUAUAUCCUGGAGUCUCUAUCCCCAAGCCCUCUAUACUCAGGGAUCUCUAUACCUGUGGGUCUCUCUAUACCGAGUACACGGAUUCUAUAUAGGCUGCCAGACUAACCCACUCAGUCUGGAUAUGAAUAAGCCAAUUAACUAUCCGCUCGGAAAUCAGUUUUUCGAACAGAGGAUGCGUGAACUGAAGGAUUUUGAAGAACCCGUCGCUAGGCUAGCCGUUGGCCCCUAAUUUCAGGCCCGAAAAACGGUUGUUGGGGGGCCCAGAUAAAGAAGAAGCUUUGCACGAUUUGGAAGCGCUAAUUUGGUGCGAGUUUUCUCCUUCGUGAGAACCUUAUCAUGUGAGGACAAAUAUCCUUUGCCGGAUGGAAGCUCUAGGAGUCUAGGGACGGGAACAGAGCUUAGCGGAAUUAGUCCAAGAAUUCGUCUCGUAUUCAGAUGCCGCCUUAAAAGUCUUGGAAAUAAUUAGGCGCAAUCCUUCCGGCAGUGAGGAGAAUCCCACAGGAAUGAGGCUGAUGCCAGGAUCCGUCGUUGAUAAACGCGUCUCUUCCCACAGCAGUGCCAUCCAUGGCUUCAAAAUACAUUCGAAGAGGGUGCUGGAUGAUGGAGACGUCGUGAACUGUGACGGUCCUACAAGCAGAUGAGAAAGUUAUCUAUAAUUCAAGAUCCCUCAGGUUUUGAGCGAAGGAUGAGCCUACAGAGUACGCUGAGGAAAUGGUUGGUGAUCCGCAAGACAAGAGGCAGAGAUCCACUAGUGAGAGUGUCAAGCGAUUUAAACCUGCAGGUCUAAUCCGUGAGAUAUCGUUCAAAUGGUCCCUGAAAGCCCCUGGUUCCUGCUCCAUCCUUCCCCGUUUCCCCCUUCUUGUGAACCUAAGCCCCUUCAAGAGUGAAAAUCGAGGCGGGCUACGGCAAAUCAUCCUUCGUCGAGACUCUACAAGGCCCGACUCUUUGUUGGCCUAAAGAUGGCGCGCUAUGUGCGCAGACUAACCGGUUGCAUUUGGGCAACGGGCGCCCUCAAUUUUUUAUUUUUUAUUUUUAAAAAGGAGCCUUCGUCUGUGUUGACAUGUCGAGCAUAUCGCAGCUCUCUUGACUUUUCUUGCGCAUCACCGGGAAAGGCCCUUUUAGAUUCCCCCGCGCAAUUUAACAUACACAAUCCGAUAUUUUCCACUUUUCCAAACGAUCGCCCGAAAGAUUAGUUGGGAGCUGGGAAGACGGUGAAAAAAGGAAAUUAUAAAAUGGGUCAAAAAACCCCAAUCGUCUCUCUUUUCCUCCUCCUCCUCCUCCUGCUGUCUCUCACUGUUUCCGCCGCCGACAACAUCACAGAUAACACCUCAUGCCCCCCAAACGAAGACAUCGUGUACUCCCCCUUCAAACCAUGGUUCCACUUCUACAGCGGCAGCAACCAACUCUGCUGGAUCACAUCUAUAUGCGCACUUGAAUCUGCCGACGAGGCGCGCAAACAGCAAUUUGGCGCCACUGCGCUAAUCAUGGGUUUAAUCCCACUGACGCUCAAGGAUGUCGCUUGGCCUGAGCGACGAAUUGCACUCGUGUCCGCUCCCUUGCCCUUUGCUGCCGCGGUCAUCGUUCGCGCUCUGGGACUUGAGCCGACGGUCGUAGGUGAUCUUGACGGCGUUCAUGUGCAGAGAUACCUACAGUGGAUGGAAGGGGCCAUGUUCGCCAAUGUCGGGUUGCGCCCGAGCAUUUGGACGACUGUCCGCGUGGCCGCUAGCUUUUUGCUUCUGGUGGUAUCGUAUGGGGUGUUGGCAGUUGUGGAAAUAUACUCCAAGCGCAGCUCGCUGGGCUGUCCAUACCCCGUGUUUGCAGUUACUUGGUGCAUCGCUGGUGUAUUCCCGGCAUUUGUACAUGCCUUGUUUGCGAUGCGACGGACACAGGUGAAGGGCGGGUCUGAUUCGUUGACAACUGGUAGUGUCUCCGCGGUACAAGGUGCAGAUGAAGCUUGGCCUGUCCAACUGGCUUGGGGCAUCUACUAUGUCGCCGGUACCCUUGUAUUCACGUCGAUAAUGGCGGUGACAGUUGUCGAGCUUACCGUGUGGGUGUUUGUGCAGACUGCAGUGACGGCGGCUAGCAAGGUGUUUGCUCUAUAUCUGUGCCUGUUGCUGCGGAACCCCGACGCUGCCGCACGCCAAAUCCGGAGUGAUGAAGAGUGAUUUUGGGUCAGCCUAUUGAGGUUAGAGGCUGCAAGAUCACACUGAAUCUUGGCGAGCAGGGAAGAUUCAACUGUGCAACCUUGGAUCGUAUAUUGUGGAAGCACCAAGUACUCUUCAUGAAUGCCCUCUGUCCUCGUCUUAAAUCAACAUCCGGCCGUUCGACCCUUAUGAGACCCGACACAUAUACACGCCAUUUCUCUUGUUCAAAUUUUAGCAUUUAUUUUAUUUAGGAGGGGGAUACCGGAGUUCUAUUUUGUGUACCUGAUGACGAGAUGGUUGUUUUGAGAUUAAGCUUGUUGCCAGUCUACUUGUUCUUCUAUUCAAACUCGACCACACCUUUUCGCCUUUCAAUGUCACUUGAGCUUUUACGCGUGGCAAACGAUAGAUACAUAGCUAUCCUUGUAAUUAAAUGAUUACUUACUUCGUAAAUCCCUUUUUGUGAAGAGUUUGUAGAAAACACUCCUGCUCCUACGCUCCUAUGUCUGAACCAGAGAACACAAGUCAACCAACACUCAUUUCGUUCUUAUAUGCAACCCAUGAGCUAUUU